Messenger RNA from Drosophila grimshawi, 762 nucleotides. RefSeq names its product troponin C (gene TpnC25D). Gene Ontology annotation, molecular function: calcium ion binding; enzyme regulator activity. The coding region runs from base 151 to 600 and encodes 149 amino acids. NCBI's taxonomy places the organism in Eukaryota, Metazoa, Arthropoda, Insecta, Diptera, Drosophilidae. The transcript has 3 exons. The record is from RefSeq and is a predicted model, not a curated record.
ACGUUCGCGUUCCAACGCAGCAACUCGUUCUCGUUCCCAAAAAAAAAAAAAAAGAAAAGAAAAAGAAAGAAAACACAAGGCACUCGCAAAUUCGCAUCUCACAUUCAUAAUCACUUCGCGAAUCGGCACGGAACAGAACCCAACAGCAAAAUGGAGGACGAUGAGAAAAUGGACAUUAUGCGCAAGGCAUUCCAAAUGUUUGAUACGCAAAAGUCGGGCUUCAUUGAGACCCUGCGUCUGAAGACCAUUUUGAACAGCAUGGGUCAAAUGUUCGAGGAAAGCGAACUGCAGGAUCUAAUCGAUGACAAUGAUCCGGAGGAUACGGGCAAGGUCAAUUUCGAUGGUUUCUGCGUCAUCGCUGCCCAUUUUCUUGAGGAGGAGGACGCCGAGGCCAUACAAAAGGAGCUGAAAGAGGCAUUUCGCUUGUACGAUCGCGAGGGCAACGGUUACAUAACCACGUCCACGCUCAAAGAAAUUCUCGCCGCUCUGGAUGACAAACUGUCAUCGAGUGAUCUUGAUGGCAUCAUUGCUGAAAUUGAUACCGACGGCUCCGGCACCGUUGAUUUCGAUGAAUUUAUGGAGAUGAUGGCGGGCGAAUAGGGCAGCAAUCGGUGCCCAUUUGCGAAAACAGUGCAAGAUUAUGAAAUAUCUUUUCUGGUUUUUGAUAAGUUUUUCUAUUAUUUUUUAAAUGAAUUGACUAAAAACUUUACGACCUUGACACAGUGACCUAAAAAAUCAAAAUAAAUUCAAAUCGAAUGACAA